Lineus longissimus is the source of this 19327-nucleotide messenger RNA. RefSeq lists its product as uncharacterized. Gene Ontology annotation, molecular function: protein binding. The coding region runs from base 537 to 17165 and encodes 5542 amino acids. NCBI's taxonomy places the organism in Eukaryota, Metazoa, Nemertea, Pilidiophora, Heteronemertea, Lineidae. Gene Ontology annotation, cellular component: extracellular matrix. The record is from RefSeq and is a predicted model, not a curated record. The transcript has 3 exons.
AGGACAGGGGAAAGCGGGCCAGAGAGGAAAAAGUGGGCAGGCAAAAAGUGGGCAGGCCGAUAUCAGACCCCUCAGUGGGUUGAGAGGAAGUCCGGGAAUUUCCUUUGCAUGUGGCCCUGCAGGAAAUUGACGUCUGCUAGCGUGGGAGUGUAUGUUUUUGUUUUCCUGCCGAGUGUUUUGGUUUAGUGCCAUCACAUCAGUAGGCCUGUAUUGAUGUGACACAGAUUUUGGAUAGUUUGGCAUUGUCUUGCCGAGGUUGCCAUCAUCUGAUUGUCUUUCAAACUCGGAUCUAUUCUGGGAUAGCUGAUCUCCUUUCUCUAAUUAAAGAGGCAUAAUUACCAAGUAAAAGAUCAGGAUCUGAGGGACAGGGAUUAUUGCAUUUUGGAUUUACUGAAAUCUACCUUGGAUUAUCACUACAUCCAUGGAUUAAAGGAUUACAACCUCAAUUGGUGCUAAAGCAGAUUCCUUUAAAAAUCAAACUCAAAAUGGAUUAAUUCUCAUGAGGAUUCAAAAAGGAAUAUCGUGAGUUUGGAAAAAUGUGGAUUUUAGGAUUAUUGCUGGCUUUCGUAGCCAAAACGACAUCGCAAGAUGCACCAGGAGCCGAUAUAGCUCUACGCGAUGAUAGUCGCGAGGUGUACUGCCCUAUGCACUGUUUCUGUGAUAUGGAAUAUGCGCAUUGUGGUACCGGUGGGUUCACGACCUUCCCUGUAAACCUUGAUAUGAAAAUUAAACAUAUCCAGCUCCAAAAUAACCGAAUUCGUAAUCUACGGUAUGAGGAAUUGCGUUAUUAUAAAACGGCGGAAAGUAUCAAUUUGCAUGGCAAUCAAAUUGAAAGAAUAGAGCGUGGUGCUUUCAACGGACUCACAAAUUUAAAAAAGUUAAAUCUCGGCCGAAAUCGUCUGAGACGUAUUGAUAAGACGACAUUCGAGGGGUUAGAUAAUCUCGAAAUUCUCAACCUUGAAGGCAACGAAAUUGAUGACUUAUCAUUGGCCUUACGACCUCUAAGAAAGCUUCGCAUUCUCCGGGCAGGUUCUAACAAAAUCACCGCUUUACGCGAAGAGAAUUUCGAACAUACUCCAGGGUUACACCGUCUUAAUGUAAGUUUUAAUGAAAUAAGUUACAUGGAUCGGGAUGCCUUGAAACCUAUGCCAUAUCUACGCUAUCUGAUUUUGAGCAACAACCCGUUAGGGGAUGCCGCGUCCAAUCUGAACCUCAAUAACAACCGCUGGAUUCACUUUGUCGAUUUGACCAAUACGCAGAUGACAUCGAUGAUUAAGAAUCUGCCACCAACCACCACUGAUGUCCGCCUCCAAAAUAACCAAAUACAGCGCCUCAACCGUGACGACUUCACUAACGCCACCUCCCUGGACAUGUUGAUACUGAACGACAACGUCUUACGUGAUAUCGAGCCAGGAGCGCUCGAUCAUUUAGCGCGCCUCCGUGAGCUCUGGUUGGCCAGAAAUCGUCUACAACGUUUCCCCCGCCUACCACACAACGUCCGCGCAGUCCAUCUCGACCACAACGACAUCCGCCAAAUUCAAUCGCGUGAUUUAGAACCGUCUCCAAACCUCGAAUUUCUAUACUUACAAAAGAAUAACAUUCGUCGGAUCGCGAGUCAAAGUUUCAAAGAUAUGGGACACCUCCAUUCGUUAAUUUUACGUGGGAAUCAACUGGACGAAUUGGAAUCUUACACAUUUGUCAACCUCACCAACCUGGAUUUUGUAGACCUCUCGAUCAACCCGAUUAGGCAGGUCGACCGUGCGAGUUUCUCGAAGCUGGAUAAUCUACGGCGACUGACGAUGUCACGAUUUGAUCAGCCGACGGUGGCGAGGAAUUUGGACAUGCUGCAGGAGAUGAAACGUUUGCAGAUUCUCGACAUGAGCCAAAGCCCCGGAUUGGCCAACAGCUUCGCACAGUCGGACGUCAUCCUACCAGAGGUGCGAGAUCUUAACCUGAUGUACAGCGACCUGGUCACCCUGCCCCAAGACUUCCCCAGACGUUUACCAAACAUCAACCUCAUCAAGUUAGCAGGUAACAAGUACCAUUGCAACCGAUCACUUACAUGGAUGCCGGCAUGGCUGCGGAGGAAACCAUCAAUGUUUUUUGCGCGCCACUUAAUCACGUGCGCAACACCAUUGGCGUUGAAAGACAGACCAAUAUUUUCUGUCCCGAUGUCAGAAUUUAGAAAAGUUGUUGGUCCACCAGAUUAUGAGGAGUGGAGGCGACUACCGACCUGCAAGGACUGCCCAUGUGAUGAGAACGGCGUCCCUAUUGUGGUACCGAUACGUCGACCUUUACCCACAAGAGGGCCAGAUUUCCCGACGGGUGAUGUUCUAGUUGGUGGAGAUCAGCCACCGACCAGAGAAAGUAUGGUUGGGCCAGAUGGUCGUGUGAUUGUAGACAGUAAUGUCAGAGACCACAAUAACAAACCAGACUCUGGCAGUCGUAUUGAGGAGAAAGAUGAAAAUGGUUUGCCACAAACCACAAAAUUCCCUCCAACCAAAGAUGAUGAGGUUGAUCCUGAUAAGUGGCCAGAUAAAGAUGGUGAGGACUUCACAGACACAAACCGAAAAGAUGAGGACAAUCUUGACCUGGAUAAUGUAGAGCCUACUACAGCACCAAUGACUACCACAAGAACUGCAGUAGUGCCGGUGGUACCAAAAACGACUGCAGCACCAACUACAACAACAAGUCAACCUACUACAACUAUCACUACCACUACUCCAGAGCCAACUACGACUACUACAGAACCUACCGCAACUCCUACAGUGCUCAGUACAACUACUUCAGAGCCUACCACAACUACUCCAGAACCCACCACCACUACUCCAGAGCCAACAACCACGACAACAGCUGCAACUACCACAACUCCAAUGACUACAACGGAAAAGAUGACCACAACUACUACUAUGGCGCCAACGACUACCACAGAACCAACAACUACUCCAAUGCCGACAACUACCACUCCUGAACCAACGACUACCACAACUGAAGCUACAACAACUACCACCAUGAUGACAACAACAACUGAAGAUCCGAAAUUGCAUAUUAGUAUCCUUCUCGGCGGUUACAAGAUUGAUAGAGAGGUCAUUGAAACAAUGCUGAUCAAAAUGGGACGCUCUUUAGCAGCAUUCCGAACUGGUCUGUGGCGAGUUUAUGUCUUUGGCACCAAGGGGAAUUGUAGUUCUUUACCAGAAGAUCGCGUCAAUGCAACGGAGAGACAAAUCAUCGAGGUGAUGUCAAAUGAAGCUGGUACGAGUCCUGAUGUCAUGAGUAGAGUUCUCGUGAAGGUUUUCAAGGUCAGGAAGCAGGUAGAUGACAAACACAUUGGGAUAGAAAUCAUGGAACACAUGUUGCAGGAAAUGGCAAAGAAGAUGAACGUGAAUCGUGAAGAGCUCAUCCAGAUUCUGCUGAAUAUCUUCAUGCGAACGAUGCAAUGCGGGACCAUAACUGACCCUGGUCAGUCACCAGAGGCUCUAAUUGAUGAUGCGAGCAGACGGCUGGGACUUUCAAGCGACAUUGUGCAGGGGAUCGUCUGGCGUCUCUUCACAACUGGAUUGGACUACAUGAUGAAAGAGCCCGAAGAGAACCGCAUUUCCUACAUGAUGCAGAUAUAUCCUUCAGUGAAGUACAUGGUGCGGGCACUUGCAUUCCGCUCUGGUGUUGCAUCGCAUACUUUCAGGACCCGUCUCUUCACUUUUGCACAACAGCGAAACUUUACCAAGAAUUCAUACUGCCCUUUGAAAGACUUUGCGAAAGAGUUAGACAUUCCAGACAAGCAGAUGUCACAAGUCCUGAGAGAGAUUUUCUACACAGGAAUGGACCCAGCUACGGUUGUGGGGACGUCGCUGUAUCUACAUGGCAGCCCUGUGAUGCAUUACACGAUAUACGGCAUGGCCCAGGAGCUUGCCAUCCCUUUGAGGAUGCUGCGACAUAAACUGUGGCAGAUCUUCCACACAACUGCUUGCAACACGGACGACAGAAAAUACCUAGAAUCAGUCAAACUUUUGGACAGGCUCUCCCGUGAACUGUACAUCAACAAAACCGAUAUCCUCAACCUUGUUCGCGCAACAUUUCUGACAGGAGUUUACAAUGUCUAUAUGGAGCCAACCAACAUGACUGUGAUUUCCCGCUACCUGAAGCCAUUAUAUGUCUUCACCGUCCAAGGCAUGGCCGAUAACUUGGACAUGAAAGUCAGGCAUAUGAGGGAGAUUUUCUGGAAUUCUCUCAUUGCUGACUCAGACGUCACAACUGAGGAUUUGGCUGCGCAGUUUGAUAUUCCUGUUGACAUGUUUCUAGACCUCUUGAAAUGGAUGUUCAGGCCAGAGGUUCGUCCAUCCAUGGCAGGCAAGAAUCUCCCCACAGUAAAUCGGAUGGCGAAAGAAUUGUACAUACCUGAGAAAACUUACAUUGGAUACAUCACAGAGUUAUUCGAGGGGGUGCAUUAUGAGGCUGACAUUGGCAGGGUCCGUACAAAAGUGACAGAACUGGCCAAGGAGCUCUAUAUUCCGGAGAUCGACCUCCAUGCGAUACUGAGGAUGCUGUACCAGUUGGGCAAUACAGAGACAAUUGCCCGGGCUGCUGGUUUCCAUUACGUCACCAUGCCACAUCUGAACCUAACAUACCCAGAGAUGAAAGGAGUCUUGAGGACCAUGCUUUACAUUCUCUACCGUGACUUCACACAAAUUCAGGAUUACAUCGUAAACGGGCGGACGACCACUACAACAACUGUGGAACCGCCGCCAGAAGAGCCUCCAAUUGGACCAAAGUGGAAUCUCACCUUAUUACAAGAGUUGGCAGCCGAGUUACAAAUCCCGGAGGUCAUUUUCAAGAGGACCCUGAAGGACCUCCUACGAAAAAUAAUCAGCAAUCCAGACCGAGAUGCACAUCAGAGCUUCCUGACCAGCGUUGCCAGUAGCCUGUACAUUCCUACAAAAAUAUUGUCUGCAACUUUGCGGAAGCUGUACACCAACACCCCACGGAUGACCAAUCAGUACAUGACAGUAUACAUCGAACAGAAUCUCCCCAAUAUCGGGAUGUCUGGCUUCAACACGAGUAUCGCCCUCAUACGAUUGCAGAAGGCACUCCAAGUCCGGGACCAACCGUCCUUUGGCAUUGAUAUCAUGAGUUUGAUUAGGAGGCCGCAACACAUCAAGAGAAGAUUACUAGAACCUGCGCUGACGAAACUUUUACAUAAAGUUGAUGCCUCGAAGGCGCAGGAUGAAACCAAACAGAUCAUAAGGAACAUGGCCCAGGAAUUCAGAAUUCCUUUUACUACCUUCACGAGCAUCUUGCGAGAACUCUUAUCGUUUUACGACUUUCCCAGCAUUGAGAACACCACUGAUUACAUUUACGCAAACUUCAUUAACCUGACAAUAGGAUCAUUGGAGACAAGGAAUGCGUUGUCAAAGGUUGCUGCAGCCGUUUUAGACCUUGAAAAGAAACAAGACAUUGUCAAAAUUGAGGAAACAAAUCCACUCAAGUCAGAGUCAGACACUGUAAAUGGAAAAAUUUUAGAAGGAAAACCAACUACCGAGACUCAAGUGAAGCAGAUUGGUUUUUUCAUCGAGGACAAAGAAUAUAAAUAUUCACUCAAGGAAUUGGAUCUAUUGUUUGGGGCAAAGAAGAUACCUCUGUCAAAGCAACAGCGUACUUUAAAUGUAGUUCUCCAAACAGCCUAUGAGAAUGGUAAGGAGAAUAUCACUGGCGAGACUAAAGUCUUUGUGAAUGGAAAUGAAGUAAAGUUGGACGAAGCGAAACUGAAGCGUUUGCUAAAUGUACUGGGAAUAUCUAUCGAUGGGACGGGUGACGAUGAGAUGACACCCGCUUUACUCAGGCAGCUAAUCAUUGCCGCAUACUCCCUGAAGGCCCCUGAAGGAGACAAAGAGGGGACAGGAACAUCUGUCUUUGGUCGGGGAGAUUCAGAUGCCAAACCAGACGCCUAUGUCCGCAUCAACAACCAGGACUACCUCCUUCCAGAAGAUUUCAUAGAGAGAAUCUACGACUCCUUCACUCUGCCAGAAAAUGCAAUCCGCAACCUGAAUCUGAAAUUCAAGACGAAAGGUGGAUCACUGUAUGAGGGAACUGGACAAACAGUUGUUUAUGUCAAUGAUAAAUAUGUUCCUAUCACUGCAGAGGAGCUGAAAAAUAUCCGAGAUGUCUACGGUUUCACCACGAAACCAAUGUUUCUUCGGCUGACAGACGAAUUAGUCAUGAAACUUUACGAAAUAGCCAUAGGGCCAGACAGUCUGACAGACAAUCAGCCAAGUCCGACGAACACCACCAUAACCAUCAAUUCAAGAAGAUACCCUCUUAGCCCAGAACAAAUCUACAACAUCUUUGGCACAAGGUAUAUACCUGAGUCAACAAUGGACCUAAACCUUCGUUUUCAUCCUUCUGGCACUAUGGUCUAUGUCAAUGGCAGGGAAGCCGUCUUGAGUGACCGCGAUAGAAUGUUACUCCAACUCAUAUUUGGUGACGACACCAUCUUUGACCCAAUGGUUGCAAGUGAGCAACUUCCGACCAAACUUUUGAAGAAGCUGUUCGAAGCGGCAGUCAGGGCUCAUCCAAUUGCCACAGCAAAGCCAACCAUUGCUGGGAACAUGAUCUUCUACAUCAACGGUAACAAAUAUGAACUCCCACAAAAUGACGUGACAAGUCUGUUUGGUGCCCGAGAGAUCCCCAGCCCAAACCAACGUGUUCUUGAGCUGAACUUUCUACCGCUGAGCAAAAAUCUGGGCAACAAUGACAUCAAAGUGUUGAUCAAUGGAAAUGAGAUGCCGCUAUCUCAAGACAGGCUGCAGGAAAUAAAGAGAGUUGUAAUGGCUGAUUCAACAGACAAUAUGACCCCCACACUGCUAAAGCUGCUCAUUAGGUAUGCCUUCAGUCUUAAUGAAGCAGAGAGUGGAGAUGCCAAUAAGUCUAUUACAAUUUUGGGCCAGUAUUACCUGUUGCCUCAAGGUGUCAUACGGAGAAUAUUUGGGUCGCCGAUGAUUCCUGAUACUGCCCCUAAGACAUUAGAUUUGAAAUUCAGAACUAGAGGUGGGUCUCUUCAAGCAGGCACUGGUACAACAACAGUCACUAUCAAUGGAAAAUGGGUCAGUUUGACAACGGAUGAGUUAGGCGAAAUCAGGGAUGUCUCUGCUUACUCCAAGAAUCCACAAAAUACGAAGUAUGCAAAGUUAUCAGAUGCAUUAGUUGUAAAGUUGUAUGAGACAGCCAUGUCUCCUGAACAAGAUGGGAAUUUCAUCACGAUAAAUGGAGAGAGGUACCAACUUACACCAAAUGAAGUCAGAGAAAUCUUUGACACAGACUCUGUCCCCCUGUCUGCUCGCCGAGGCCUGAACUUGAGAUUUGUUGACGAAGACACAGCACCCACAGGUAAUGUGAUGGUGUUUGUUAACGAUCAACUGGCAAGACUUUCAGAUGUUGAAAUCUUGUUGCUAAGGGCAGUCUACAACUGGGGCCCGAGCACUGAUCAGGAGAACCCAACUGAUAUCCCUCCAACCUACAUCAUCAAGAAACUUUUCCAAACUCUUUCCACAGCCGUUCCACUGACGACGCAAGAACCACAGAUAGUAUUUCUGGUGAACGAGAAACCAUUUGCGUUGAUGCAAUCAGAGGUUGCAAGGUUGUUUGCUAAGAGCCCAAUACCGACACAGCAUGAACGCACGCUGGAAGUGGGCUUCAGAGACGAAGCGGGCAGUCCCGUUGUUUACAUCAAUGGAAAUAAAGGGUGGCUAUUACCAGCAGAGCGGACUAUAGUUCGCCAGGACCUUGGGCUGGACAAAGAUGGUAGCAGGACUCAAGAUAUGCCGAAACCGAUUCUAAAGAAACUGAUCCGAAUUGCCUUUUCUCUUCAAGAGGUAGAAGAAAAGGUAGAUAAAGUGGAAGUGGAUCAACCUACCAAAGAAUCAGAAGAUUCUGGCACGGCCAGUCGAUUUAUUUUCAUUAAUAAGAGACGUUACCGUAUCCCUGCAGGCACCAUUCAAAGAAUCUUUGGCAACACCAUGAUUCCUCCAGAUGUCAACCGAACAUUGGAAUUAAAGUUUAAAACCACAGGUGGCUCUUUCUAUGAUGGUACAGGGCAGACCACCGUCACUGUCAAUGACAACCCCAUCCAAUUGUCCCGUUAUGAACUCAGCCAGAUCCGCGAUGCAUACUACUUCUUAACAAAUCCUCUCCCUCCAGAGUUGGUUGUCCGGCUGUUUGAGAUUGCAUUUGGUAAAGAAGAAGUUGUAAUUGAGAAGCCAAAGGCACCCAAGCCUUAUAUCGUCAUCAAUGGAAUAGUGUAUGAACUGACCCCAGAUGAAGUGCAGACUCUAUUCGGUACAGGGGACCUGCCUCCACUGGCCUACCGGAGCCUUAGCCUGACGUUCAAAAGUGGUGACUUUGGCCCAUCUAAGGUUAUUGUCAAUAAUACAGAAACAAACUUAUCUGGAGCUGAUGUCAUGAUUCUCAAUGCAUUAUUUGGGCAUGGAGUGGCACAACCCAGUGCGGACAAACCCCCAACAUAUCUAUUAGAGGCGUUAUUUCAAUCCCUUGCACAGAUAUCAAUUGUGCCACCAAAAACCCAAGUAGUACCGGAGAAAAAGGUCUUUUUCUGGAUAAACGAAAGGGAAUAUUGGUUGCCAGAGAGAGAAACAUUGCAGAUAUUUGGUAACAGGAGUAUUCCUACUGAAAACAAGAGAUAUUUGGGGGUAACUUUCAGAGCUGAUGGGCAUGACAGAAAUGCAGUUUAUAUCAAUGGGACCAGGGGUGUGUUACCCCCAAUGUAUUUGAACAAACUGCGGGCAAUCCUUGGCCUAGACCACGAGGGAACACCAAGCCCUAUCAUGACAAGGCCUCUACUGGUGAACCUAGUGCAAAUAGCUUUUGGUCUCCAAGUCACUGGCACUGGUGGUGGAACUGGUACAGGUGAUAGUUCUAGUCCGAGUGCUGGGUCUACAACGUUCACAAGGGAAGAUGGUAGGGCAGAUAUGGACCAAAACUAUGUUACAGUUAGAGGCAAGCGGUACCUAUUACCAACAAAAACCGUGAGGCGGAUCUUUGGAUCUCACACCAUUCCUCGGGCAGCGAGCAGAAUCUUGGCGCUUAGGUUCAAAACAGUCGGUGGCACUUUCACUGAGGGAACUGGUACAACUACAUUCACAGUCAACAAUAGGCCCAUUCAAUUGACUGGAGAUGAGCUACAGCAGCUGAGAGAUGUGUACGGCUACUCAAAUAACCCGCAAUACACUCAGCUUACCACAGAUCUGGUCGCAAAACUAUUUGAGGCUGGUUUAGUUGAUGAUACAACUGGUCCAAAUAAACCAAACCCACCAACAGAGAGUGACAGAGGUACAAGAAUUAUCAUGAUCCGUGGCCAGGAAUACCUCAUUCCUGUUCCAGUAAUCCAAAGAGUUUUUGGCUCUAGCUCUAUCCCUGCUGCAGGAAGCAAAUCGUUAGCAUUGAAAUUUAAAACUGUCGGAGGCAUCUUCUCUGCAGGUACUGGUCAAACCACAGUUCGAGUAAAUGACAAACCAAUCAACUUGAGUUCUUACGAAUUGAAUCAGAUCAGGGAUGUAUUUGGAUACUCUCAGACCCCACAGUACACAAGGUUAUCAUCCGAAUUGGCAGUUAAAUUAUUUGAAGUAGGGUAUGGUAGGGCUGACAGUACAUCAGGUUCAGGACAAGAAUUUCAGGGUUUGAUCAUCAAUGGACAAAAAUUGCUACUCACCCCACAAGAGAGGAAAGAACUAUUUGGAACAAAUACUUUGCCUGCGUUACAGUACAGAACACUGAGCUUGGUGUUCGAAAAGCCAGAUAGCGGAUUUGGCAUAUCGAAAGUUUUCGUAAACGGUUCUGCUACUGUUAUCACAGGGGCUGAUGUUUUGAUCCUAGAAGCACUGUAUGGACGAGAAACCACACACAGUACAGGGGAUGGCCUUGCUCAGGAGAAACCACCAAUUUAUCUCCUGAAGAUGCUAUUCGAGUCAGUCAGGUCACGACAACCGAUAUCAACUGCGGCCAAACCUAAGGUACCUGAGGAACAAGUGAUUUUCUGGGUAGCCGACAAAGAGUACGGGCUUCCAAAGAGUGUGAUUCUGCGGAUGUUCGAAAAUAGAGGUAUACCAUCAGCAGGGCAGAGGUACCUUGAAGUUUCCUUCAGAGACGGGCAAGAUGGAAAGGUUACCGUCAAUGGAAAUGAAGGCGAUUUAGAACCAGGGAUCCAUAAUCGCUUGCGAGCAAUUUUGGGGCUGGCCCAUCAUCAGAUUGAUGGUUCAGAAAAGGCAGUGAUGACUGACCAGUUGCUUAGAAGGCUUGUCAUAAUUGCAUUUUCACUCCCAGAUACUGCGGGCACUGGAGACAUAGUUACCACAGCAGCUGGAGGCCACAGCACUGGGAGAAUAUCAACAGCAGCAUCGAAUAAUGAAAUAGAGAUUCACGGCCAGAGGUACACCUUGUCAUCUGAUGCUGUCAACAGAUUUUAUGGGCAGUCAACAUUACCAGCCAGUGCCCCAAGGAAUCUGACAAUGAAAUUCACAACAGUAGGUGGUUCAUUUGAACAUGGGACAGGGCGUUCAUUUGGAACUGUAAAUCGCCUCAAUAUCCACCUGACCAAGUUAGAAAUAAAUGAGAUCAGAGAUGUAUGGGGGUAUACUACGAACCCAAGGUAUACCAAGCUGACCCCUGGGCUUGUAGAGAAGAUAUAUGAAGUUGUUGUGGACAAAAAUUGGAGGUCACAUACUGGUGGCGUUGUUGUGAAACAGCCUGAUUAUUAUAAUGGUAGCUUAGGAGGAGAAGGGGCAAAGACAUUCACUAAAGAAGUGACAGGAGUAGGGGGUCAAACCUUCGCAAGGGAGGACCCAAUAAAAGGUGAAGAUUCCCUGACUGGUGAGGAUUCCAUCACUGGCGAGGACUCCAUCACCGGUGGCACUGACAGAGGUGAUCAGGGAACUGGUGGCAGUGACAGUAGAGGUCAGGGAACUGGUAGCACUGACAGCGAAGGCCAGGGAACUGAUGGCACUGACAGAGAUGGUCAGGGAACUGGCACUGACAGAGGUAGUCAGGGAACUGGUGGCAUUGACAGUAGAGGCCAGGGCACUGAUAGUGACAGAGGAGGGCAGGGAACUGGUGGCACUGACAGUAGAGGCCAGGGCAAUGGCACUAGAGACCAGGGAACUGGUGGCAAUGGUAGUAGAGGCCAGGGCACUGACAGAAAAGGCCAGGAAACUGGUGGUGCUAACAUACAUACUCAGGGAACUGGAGGUGAGAGGACUGAUGGUACUGGCAGAGGCGGAACUAGUCAAGGUGGAACCCAAGAUAGGGCAGGCCACUAUAUCACAAUACAUGGCCAGGAGUACCGCCUACCAGUAAGCACAAUCCAGAAGCUCUUUGGCUCAUCAUCAUUACCAAAGACAGCCAGAAAAGCUAUUGAAUUGAGAUUCAAAACAACAGGUGGGUCAUUCUAUGAUGCUACUGGGCAGACUACAGUCACUGUGAACACAAAGCCUCUGCAGCUCACAGCAAAUGAACUCUUACAAAUCAGAGAUGUUUACGGAUUCUCUAAAAACCCACAACAUGAUCGCAUGUCCACAGAAUUGGUGUCAAAGAUAUUUGAGACAGCCAUUUUGGAUGUGAUUUCAGGCGUAGAGGCAACCGUCACCAAUGAAAACUUUACGAAAGGACGUCAGGACAGAUUCAUUUCGAUUCACGGUAAACGGUACUUGCUGCCUGUGGACACAGUCCAGAGAAUAUAUGGCCAGUCCACAUUACCUGAAACUGCCAUCAGAAACCUUCAAGUAGACUACAACACUGUAGGUGGUUCCUUCUAUGAAGGCACAGGGACAACAACAAUCUCCGUCAAUGGGAAACCAGUUGCUCUGAAUGCCCAUGAAAUGGACAGGAUCAGGCGCACGGAUGGGUUCAGUGCAACUCCGGAGUUUGAGAGGCUGUCCCCAGAAAUAGUGGUGAAGCUUUAUGAUACAGCUUUGUCUGGUGUCAAUGUUGGACCCCAGGAAGGAAGAGCUGAUCGGGAACCAGGUGUGGCAAUAUUCAAGAUCAACGGCAAGCCUUAUAACAUAACCCAGGCAGACUACAAUGCUAUUUUUGGAGAUCAAGGCCUACCAGCCGGCACCCAGAAGGCCCUUACUUUCUUGGUAAAAUACACCAGCUCUCCAAGAGAUGAUCUGAUAAAGAAAACUGUCUAUGUCAAUGGCAAGAAAGUUGACUUCACGGAAACUGAACUCGAGGACUUUCUGUCAACCUACAAGCAAGAUGGAGAAGUCAUUGGGUCUCGAAUGCCUAUAUAUCUUGUAAGGAAAGUCAUUGCAGCAGCAUACGACAGACAAUUAGCCCCUCAGAUGAAUACAAUGCAACGAUCAUUCCUAAUAAACGGACGCAGUUAUGAAUUAACUUUAAGAGACAUCACUUCGAUAUUUGGAGUGCAAGGCAUACCCCGCGGCACUGAUCAAUCCGUUCGGUUGACUUUCCUUGGGACUAACCAGGUCACCAUCAACGGAUACGAGGCUAACCUUUCAAAUGAUGAGUACCAAGAACUGAAAGAUUCGUCUCUAAGGAACUAUGACCUAGCACAGUCCCUAGUCCACAAAAUCAUCCGUAUAGCCUACGGAUUCUCCAGAGGAAAUACCGGAGUCUUCUCAUUCCAGAUCAAUGGUCAGAGUUAUAAUGUCAGCAGGCAACAACUCAGGACUCUCUAUGGUUCAGAUACAGUUCCGAGCCAAAGGGUGUUGCAGGUUACAUGGAAGCGAGAGCAGGACAGCGCGAAUGCUGUUAUUUUCAUCAAUGGAGAAAGGACAGAGAUUCCAUCUCAUUAUAUUCAAGCAUUGAUAGAUUCAUCCAAGAAGCCAAUGCCAACUGAUCUCCUUCAUUUGAUUCUCAAGAAAGCUUAUGCCCUUUGGAUGAGAACUUCAGCAGGAGGUGGCACAGGGCUAGCUCCGCAGAGUACAACUUUCACAGUCAAUGGAAGGCAGUACACUCUAACACCUGUGGAGCUCCAAGCUCUGUUCCAAGAUGAACAAAUCCCUGCUGGUGAUAACAUCAUCUCCGUGUUAACUAGCUCAGAGGCAACAAAGACAGACAGUGGUUGGAUGACUAAGUACAAGGGCGAGAUUGAUGGCACAGUGAUUGAUCUGCAGAAACAGGAUGUCGACAAACUCAGAGGAAAGUCAGAGAUUUCAAAGCCCCUAUUGAUGAGAAUUCUGAGGGCAGCUUAUAAGUUAACUGGAACUACAGGAGCAGGAUCAUCAGGAUCGAGUUCAAGUGGUGUUAUGGCUGGACCUACCAUCACAGGGUCUACUGUCUUCACAUCUGAGACCAGGGAUGCCGACUGGCCAAUUUUUUACAUCAAUGGCAGAUCUUAUAAUCUCACAUAUGACGAGGUUGAGAACAUAUUCGGAGUAGCUGGCUUACCAGCUGCUGAUCGAAGGAGACUUCUUGUCUCUUACAAGACAUCUUCAAGUUGGUUAAAUGGCAGCCUCAGUGUCGAAACAUCAGUCUUCAUCAAUGGCAAGAAGGUGGCAUUCACAGAAGAAGAUAUCGACUUCCUCAGAAAUUCAACUGACAACCUCCCAAGACCAUUGCUAACGACUUUAUUGAAGGGUGCAUUUGCUGAACGAAAUGACAGUGGAUCAAAUGAUACAGGAACAGGGUCAUCCAGAACGGGAACUGGGUCAUCCAGUAGUACAGGAACAGGGUCAACCGUGUUCACAUCUGACACAAGAGACUCUACAGCUCCAACAUUCAUCCUAAAUGGCAGGUCGUACAUGUUAGAACCUGAGGAGGUAGAGAGGAUCUUUGGUAUCUCUGGUCCACCGGUUGCUGGAAAGAGAACACUUCUGAUGACAUUCAAGACAACCACAGCUCAAACAGGCAACACUUUCAAGACAGAAACCAGAGCAUACGUCAAUGGUAGGAAACUCUUUCUCACCGAAACACAGAUGUCAAGUCUCAGAAGUUCUGGAAGAGCAGAUAUUCCAAGGAGUCUUCUCCAUAUUCUCUUAAGUACUGCCUUUCGGGUGACUGAUGAUACAGCAGCUGGCCAGAGAUCCUCUGGUGAGACAUCUUCAAUGAAGCCAAAGUCUCAACCAUCUGUUUACAUCAAUGGCAGCUUCAAUGUCAAUGGAAGGCAGUAUGAACUCACCACAGACGAGGUUGAGUCAAUAUUUGGGGUAGCGGGGCUCCCAGGUCCAGAGCAGAGGAUGAUGCACUUCAGUUUCAGGACGUCAACAGUUAAGACUGAAACUGGCUUGUACAGGUCACAGACUUUUGUCUAUGUGAAUGGGAAGAAACUGAAUCUCAACGAACAACAAGUUCAACAGAUGAGAGAUUCUAGCACUAGAGAUAUCUCAAAGACCUUAUUUCAUCUCAUAUUGAGGACAGCAUUUGUACAGAGAGCACCAGAAAUGGAGCCUGGAUCAAGUCAUAUGUCAGGGUCUACAUCUGGAAAGGUUGAUUCUUCCACCACAUUCAACAUCAACGGCACACCCUACGAGCUCAGUGCAACUGAAGUGGUGCAAGUGUUUGGCGAGGCCGGUGCACCAAUGGAAAGAACACUGCAGAUAGCGUUCAAGACAUCCUCCAUGCAGACAGGCACUGGCUUCAGUAGUGUGACAUCCAUUUAUGUCAAUGGAAAGAAAGCAAACCUGACCCCAGAGCAAGUCCAGGAAAUCAAAAAUACUGGUACUCAGACAAUCUCUAGAACAGCAGUCUAUACCCUACUGAGGACAGCUUAUGACGAUGAUAGUCAUGCCGAAGUACCUGAAGUCUCCACAACUGUGAGUACCACACUCACUGGACCUGCAGAAGUGACCAGCUUCCAUAUCGGUGGGCGCUCCUAUGAUUUAACUGCCCAAGAAGUCACGUCCAUCUUUGGUGAUACUGACAUUCCACCUGAGAAUGAUAGGAGUAUCAGAGUUUCAUUUAGGACGUCAACUGCUAAAGUUGGGGACAGCUAUAUCACAACAACAUCAGCGUAUGCAAAUGGCAAGAAGUUGACCUUGUCGGCUCAAGAGGUCAAACAGCUGAAGAAUGCAGGGUAUCACGAUAUCAGUAGACGUUUGCUCAGAAUCAUAAUAAGGACUGCCUUUGAUCUGCAUGUAACUGAUACAGAUACAUUAAGGGUUUACACAACUAAACGCAGUGUCAUAGCAGGGACCACAAGAUUUUAUCUCGGAGGUCGUGGAUAUGAUCUAACCAGCCAAGAAGUCAGUUCCAUCUUCGGCGAGUCUGGCCCACCUCAGAAAAGUGACCGGACUGUUGCUUUGACCUUCAGGAUGACAUCUUCACAGACAGAUGAAGGAUCAAGCCAUGAAACUAAAGUACUUGUCAAUGGAAAUCAAGCUGAUCUGACAGGUGACCAAGUAGAACAGAUGAGGAAUGCUCGAGGUCACGAUAUUUCACGCAGCUUGCUCCUGACCAUACUCCGAACAGCCUACGCCACGACGCCCCAAUUAAUUUCAACAGUCAUGCCUGCCAGGACAAUUACUUUCUAUGUCAACAACAGGCCUUAUGAUCUCACAGAAAAGGAACAGGAUAUUAUAUUUGGAGAUGCUGAUGUUCCACCCCAUGAGCAGCGACAAGUUCUAAUCACCUUCAGGAGUAAGUCCAGGCUAUCGUGGGCUGGUUGGAAAACUACAACCACUGUCUCUGUCAAUGGGAAGGAGAUCGACCUGGGUGACGAAGAGGUGACUGCUAUGAAGGCUUCAGCUGUGACAGAUCUGUCACGCGAUCUACUGAUGAAGAUUUUACGUUCAGCUUAUGCCACUGGGACGUCAGGAUUUGAACAACUGGCAGCAAAUCUGAUCAUUUACAACAUCAAUGGGCAAGACUACCAAGUAAGUCUUGCCGACUACAGACGCAUCUUUGGCCGGGCCAAGAGGCGCCCUGAGGAUAGGCAAAAUAUCAUUAUGACGUUUAGGACAGGUGUUGAGAUUGUUGGAGAUGGUUGGGGCGUGGUUAAUAACGUCUAUCUCAAUGACAAGAAAGGUAAUUUCACAGAACAGCAGGUUCAAGAACUGAAAGAGUCAGGCCAAAACAAUAAGAAGAUAGCACAUGACUUGGUUUUGUUGAUUAUCAAAUCUGCUUUUGGAGAGGUGCAGGUCGGACACAAGAAGAGUGGGCAGGUCAGCAAAGGGAUGACGUAUUUCAACAUCAAUGGAAAACAAGUAGGUUUCUCAAGCGAAGAGAUGCAGAGAAUUUUCGAUGCAUCUGGGCCACCACCUGUUAUGCAGCGCACCGUUCAGAUGUCUUUCCGGAGUAGGGCCGUGCAAAAUGGUAAAGAAUGGAGAACUGAAACAACUGUGAUGAUCAAUGGACAAGAAGCCAAUUUUACACCAGAUGAGAAGAAUAUUUUGAGGUCGACCAAUACACAAGAUUCCUACGAAUCACUCCCCCGUGAUUUGCUCCUCAAGAUUUUGAAGUUUGCCUUCAAUGGGCAAGUCGCAGUUAAGCAGACGACACCUGCAAUGGUGCACUUUGGGAAAACAAAGGGAACUGAGGCGGCUAUCCAGAUCGAGAGUAAGGAGAUUUCAGUCAGCCAUGACGAACUCAGCAAGGUCUUGGGAGCAGCUUUCUCCCCAGCUUCCCGGAGCUCCAUGGAGAUCAAAUUCGGUGAUGGGAAAGAUUCGUCUGAAGGUGAGGCACCAGAUGUCUCGGUUUUUGUCAACGGACAGAAAAUUUACUUAACGCCAGAAGAAACGAGAGAAAUCGCUGAGUAUUAUGAUAGAAAUGGGUCUCGCGAUGCAGCGAAGAUGUAUAAGGAAAGGUUGCCAGGCAGCAAACCGACAUCUGGCCGAACGCUUUCACCGCAGCUGAUACAGAAGAUCAUUGACGCAACGUCAGACAGCCGGAGCGCAGAAGAUGGCGGCAAGGGUAUGGCGAUUGAAGAAGGUGCCAACGUACACAGCACAGGCUCCAGGCAGAAGAAACCAAGUUCCCUACUCGAACAUAUCAGACGAGGCGGAGCUGAAAAUGGUCAAAGUUAUAAAUCCUCAACAUCAAGGCCUACGAAUAUGCAGCCUUCACAUCCAGACGAUUAUGCAGUAUCUGACUACCUGAAGGACCAACCAAGGAAGGAUGGCGACGACAGAGGGGGAGAGGUGAAUGAUCAGCUCAAAAAAGAUGAAGAAGUUUGGAAGAUGAUGGACAGGAUGUUCAAGUUUUGAAGGAUUUUCCAAGGAAGAUUCCGGUCGGACUUUUAUGGUUGACUGAAGUUGAAUUCAUCUCAAGUUUGACUAAAGUGCGUACAUGUACAUCUUUUAACAGAACUGUACAUGAAAUGUACACAGGAUUCAGGCAAAUUUGAGAUGAAAUAAAUUUUGGUCCAUAUUUGAUUCUAGGCAGACGAUACAGUGUUGUAGUGGGCAGAACUGUCUCAAGAAAUCAGUUACGAUUGAACCUGAAGAAAUAUAUUUGAAGAAGACUUUGAAUAAGAAUUAAGUUUGGACAAUAAAAAAACCCCAAUAUUAGAACAAAUUCUACUAACAUUAUUUGAUGAUAACAAAAGGAAGAUUACUGAAAUUCUAUCCAACUGCAACACUUUCUUCAAAUAUUUUUCUUAAGAGUUCAAUCCUCUCACUGCUUGAGAGACUUGGAAUGACAUCGCUGCUUUUUGAGACAAUGUGGACUAUAAAUUCAAAAUAAUUUUUCUGAAAUUUCAAAAGGAAGUUCAAGGGAUGAGUGAUAACCAGUGAGGAGAGAAAGUCAAAGUGGCCAGUAACUUUAUACGUUGUGGUCAGCCCAACUUGUUUCAAGGCCAAUGAGGGAUAAUGUCUUGGGGGUUGGUGAGCCGGGCCGAAGAAGUGAAAAUAGACCCUUUCAUCAAAACACGGUGGGAUGGUCAUACGUGCCAUAACAUAUCUGUUUAUGCCAUAAUCUGACAAGAUCUUUCUCAAGCGACAUAAGUAUGGCAUACUAUCAUUGAAAAUGAUAGAAUCAAAAGGAAUUCAAUAUUUUAGUAAGACAUUAGAUUUAUUAGUGUGACCUUAUUUACGCUGCAAGAAGCUUGCUUGUCAUAUCAGUGCCAUAACAAAAUAGACAGUAUAUUUGUUGGUAAAAUUAACAAACGAUGCACAAAAUGGUUAAAGGGACAACUUGGGUAUGAGAUAUGUUUGUUUUUCAUAAAAAAUGGCUUCCAGCAGGACCAUGACUUUUUGAAAAAACAUUGCACUAGAAUGGAAUGUAACACAGGUCUGCCUGAUAUUCACAAGCCAUGUUCAAAACUGCCUCGCAACACUGGCAGCUAUUAUUACCAGAGAUCAGUAUUAGUGUGAGACUACAAGUGGCGGCACAUGGUGGCAAGCCGGGGUAUUUUCCUCCUGGCCAGGCAAAACCCAUGCCUAAGUUGUUCCUUUAAAACGAAGUGUUUAUCGGCAUCUUCCAUUGUGUUCAUGAUUUCAGCCUCAUAAAAAUCUUCACGUACAUGCCAAGGUGAAAAAACUACCUUCACAGUUGAUAAUAAUUUUCUUUAUCAAAUGCAAUUAUGUUAGAAAACGCUACAAGCACGGCAAGAGACUUGUAUGUGUGAGCACCAAUCUACGUAUCAAUGUCAUUAUACUCCUUGAGGGCUUUGAAUCUGAAGUUGGAACAAAAUUUACGGAUUGUGCAGUCGUGGCAGUUUGAAGAAAAUAGGCUAAUAUCUAUCUAUGCAAUAAUUUCAAAGCAGCUUCGCACCAGGUAUAUUAUCAAUUACUAUAAGUUUGGAUCUCGACGAACAACAACACAGCUACAUAUCGCUGACAUAGCUGUUAUACAGUACUGGUCACAUUUGACAAACCCUACUUCUGGUAUACCGCGUGCAACCAAUGUCUGGCUUGAGCGCAAAUAUUUGCACUAGAUUAUCAUCAUGAACAUCCAAACUCAAGUCUCAGUUCAGAUUUGAGGUCUUUUCUGACGUGACGUUAUGUCAUGCAACAAUGACAAUUGAUUUUUAAUUUUGAAUAAUCUUAUGGAAUUAGAAGUGCUAAUAAUUACCUAGCCAGUAUAAAAAGUUUUCAUGUGGUCUGUAGUGUUGGCUAUGGAUGACCUCUACGGCAACAAGAAAGUCAUGUCAGUUGUAACCAGUACUGUACACUAGCACUAGUCCAAGUAAGAAUGGGAAACACCUUCGAUAUAUACCUGUUGUAUUUCUAAAGCUUUUGCUUAAGUAUAAAUGGUACAAGUAUUGUAACAGGUUCAUUUUAUAGAAAAAAAAUCAAAAGUUUUAAUAUUGUGAAAAAAGCUUAUACCAAGUAUCUAAAAGUAGUUUGUACAAUUUGUAAGGGAAUAUCUCCAUGCUUUUAGCAAAAAUUUAUACUGGACAAAGUAAGACAAAUAAAUUUCUUUUCUU